CGGUGCGGCGCCGGCGGGCGGCGGCGCGGAGGCCGGGCCGGGCGGUGGCGCGGGGGGCGCGGCGGCCAAGGCGGGCGGCGCCGGCGACAUGACGGACAACAUCCCGCUGCAGCCGGUGCGCCAGAAGAAGCGGAUGGACAGCAGGCCGCGCGCCGGGUGCUGCGAGUGGCUGAGAUGCUGUGGUGCUGGGGAGCCCAGACCCCGCACUGUCUGGUUGGGCCACCCGGAGAAGAGGGACCAGAGGUAUCCUCGAAAUGUCAUCAACAACCAGAAGUACAAUUUCUUUACCUUUCUUCCCGGGGUGCUGUUUAACCAGUUCAAGUACUUCUUCAACCUCUAUUUCCUGCUGCUUGCCUGCUCCCAGUUCGUCCCUGAGAUGCGGCUUGGCGCCCUCUAUACCUACUGGGUCCCCUUGGGCUUCGUGCUGGCUGUCACCAUCAUCCGUGAGGCGGUGGAGGAGCUCCGAUGCUACGUGCGGGACAAAGAGGUCAACUCCCAGGUCUACAGCCGGCUCACAGCAAGAGGGACGGUGAAGGUGAAGAGUUCCAACAUCCAGGUGGGCGAUCUCAUCAUCGUGGAGAAGAACCAGCGGGUCCCGGCCGACAUGAUCUUCCUGAGGACAUCCGAAAAAAAUGGCUCUUGCUUCUUGCGGACUGACCAGUUGGAUGGGGAGACGGACUGGAAGCUGCGGCUGCCCGUGGCCUGCACACAGAGGCUCCCCACGGCCUCGGACCUUCUCCAGAUCCGAUCGUACGUGUAUGCGGAGGAGCCCAACAUCGACAUCCACAACUUCGUGGGCACUUUCACCAGGGAGGACAGUGACCCCCCCAUCAGCGAGAGCCUGAGUGUGGAGAACACGCUGUGGGCUGGCACCGUGAUUGCGUCAGGUACAGUUGUGGGUGUCGUUCUUUACACCGGCAGAGAGCUCCGGAGCGUCAUGAACACGUCCAACCCCCGAAGCAAGAUCGGCCUGUUUGACCUGGAAGUGAACUGCCUCACCAAGAUUCUCUUCGGCGCGCUGGUGGUGGUGUCACUCGUCAUGGUGGCCCUCCAGCACUUUGCCGGCCGCUGGUACCUACAGAUCAUCCGUUUCCUACUCCUGUUUUCCAACAUCAUCCCCAUCAGUUUGCGCGUGAACCUGGACAUGGGCAAGAUCGUGUACAGCUGGGUGAUUCGCAGGGAUUCAAAAAUCCCCGGGACCGUGGUUCGGUCCAGCACGAUUCCCGAGCAGCUGGGCAGGAUUUCUUAUUUACUCACAGACAAGACAGGAACUCUGACCCAGAACGAGAUGGUUUUCAAACGGCUGCAUCUGGGCACGGUGGCCUAUGGCCUCGACUCCAUGGACGAAGUGCAGAGCCACAUAUUCAGUGUCUAUACCCAGCAGGCCCAGGAGCCACCAGCUCAGAAGGGGCCCACGGUCACCACCAAGGUCCGCCGGACCAUGAGCAGCCGCGUGCACGAAGCCGUGAAGGCCAUCGCGCUGUGCCACAACGUGACCCCCGUGUACGAGUCCAACGGCGUGACCGACCAGGCCGAGGCCGAGAAGCAGUACGAGGACUCCUGUCGCGUGUACCAGGCAUCCAGCCCAGACGAGGUGGCCCUGGUCCAGUGGACGGAGAGCGUGGGCCUGACCCUGGUGGGCCGAGACCAGUCUUCUGUGCAGCUGAGGACCCCUGGCGACCAGAUCCUGAACUUCACCAUCCUGCAGAUCUUCCCCUUCACUUACGAGAGCAAGCGCAUGGGCAUCAUUGUGCGGGACGAGUCCACGGGAGAAAUCACGUUCUACAUGAAGGGGGCUGACGUUGUCAUGGCUGGCAUCGUGCAGUACAAUGACUGGCUGGAGGAGGAGUGUGGCAACAUGGCCCGGGAGGGCCUGCGGGUGCUCGUGGUGGCCAAGAAGUCUCUUGCGGAGGAGCAGUACCAGGACUUCGAGGCCCGCUACGUCCAGGCCAAGCUGAGUGUGCACGACCGCUCCCUCAAAGUUGCCACGGUGAUUGAGAGCCUGGAGAUGGAGAUGGAGCUGCUGUGCCUGACGGGCGUGGAGGACCAGCUGCAGGCGGACGUGCGGCCCACGCUGGAGACGCUGCGCAACGCAGGCAUCAAGGUCUGGAUGCUGACGGGGGACAAGCUGGAGACCGCCACCUGCACCGCCAAGAACGCACAUCUGGUGACCAGAAACCAGGACAUCCACGUGUUUCGGCUGGUGACCAACCGCGGCGAGGCCCACCUGGAGCUGAAUGCCUUCCGGAGGAAACACGACUGUGCCCUGGUCAUUUCUGGAGACUCGCUGGAGGUGUGCCUCAAAUACUACGAGUAUGAGUUCAUGGAGCUGGCCUGCCAGUGCCCAGCCGUGGUCUGCUGCCGCUGCGCCCCCACCCAGAAGGCCCAGAUCGUGCGCCUGCUCCAGGAACGCACCGGAAAGCUCACCUGCGCAGUGGGUGACGGGGGGAACGACGUCAGCAUGAUCCAGGAGUCCGACUGCGGCGUGGGGGUGGAAGGGAAGGAAGGAAAACAGGCUUCACUGGCUGCAGACUUCUCUAUCACCCAGUUUAAGCACCUCGGCCGGCUGCUUAUGGUGCAUGGCAGGAACAGCUACAAGCGCUCAGCUGCUCUCAGCCAGUUUGUGAUCCACAGGAGCCUCUGCAUCAGCACCAUGCAGGCUGUCUUCUCUUCCGUGUUCUACUUUGCCUCUGUCCCUCUCUACCAAGGAUUCCUCAUCAUUGGGUACUCCACCAUCUACACCAUGUUCCCGGUGUUUUCCCUGGUCCUGGACAAGGAUGUCAAGUCGGAAGUUGCCAUGUUGUACCCCGAGCUCUAUAAGGACCUGCUCAAGGGGCGGCCGCUGUCCUACAAGACGUUCUUAAUCUGGGUUUUGAUUAGCAUCUAUCAAGGGAGCACCAUCAUGUACGGGGCGCUGCUGCUGUUCGAGUCUGAGUUCGUGCACAUCGUGGCCAUCUCCUUCACGUCGCUGAUCCUCACCGAGCUGCUCAUGGUGGCGCUGACCAUCCAGACCUGGCACUGGCUUAUGACGGUGGCCGAGCUGCUCAGCCUGGCCUGCUACAUCGCCUCGCUGGUGUUCUUACAUGAGUUCAUUGAUGUGUACUUCAUCGCCACGCUGUCGUUCCUCUGGAAAGUCUCUGUCAUCACCCUGGUCAGCUGUCUCCCGCUCUACGUCCUCAAGUACCUGCGAAGACGGUUCUCGCCCCCCAGCUACUCGAAGCUCACAUCGUAGGCUGCGCGCUGGCCCGAGGGGACCCCGGGCUCUGCACAUCCUCAGCGGACAGAGUUUGAGUUCCAUUCGUGUUAACGCCACCUGUGGGUUUUGCAGUAAUUGCUAACACGCGCUGUUCCUUCGUGGCAAGGCCGUACCAGGGGGUCAGUCCUCAGAGGGGAGACUCGGAGGGCAGGCCCGAGAGGGGCCCCACGCACUCGUCAGACCCCUGGUUGUCACAUGGGAGUGACAGCUGUCAGAACGGGUGGCUCGCCUGACAGUCCUGUGGGUCACUGUGCAAGCUUCCUUAUGACUUGAAUUUGGUUGUCCUGUGAUAAAACUUUCUGUCUAGUCAAAGGUUACAGAAGGCUUUUUUUGUUUUUAAACCGGUCCCAUUGUGUGUCCUUUUUUUUUUAAGUCUCUAAAAAGUGGUUUCAGAAAAAACAGUUCUCAGAUUGGAGAGGAACAGGCAGUGGCAUUCGAUAAAAAGUCAUCCAAACAGUAAUUCCAUCUGGAAACGCUCAGCGCCCUCUCUGAGGCGUCCCUGCUUUGUGAGGGGCCCCGGAUUGCUAGGAUUAUGGAGCACGACCCCGAGGAGAGCACAGUAGGAGAGGGGACCCCCCCCAAGCAUGGGGGGCGAGUUCAUGUCACCUGCCACCUCGUAAAAGAGCUUCAGAGGUGGCACUCCUGCUUCGUUGUGAGCUGGUGACAAUUCCAGAGCCAGCGGCUAUCUGAGGACACCCUCUGGCCCUCCCAGCUAGUUGCUUUAGCAGGAAACAUGCCACCGAGCAGCCCCUACAUGUGUCGACGAUGCGAUAACAGCUUCAGCUAACUCUUCAGACAACCUGGCAGAUGAGACUCAGAUCUGCUGAGGCCGAGACGGAAGGGUCUGGGCACGGGGGCUCCGCUCUUGGCCAGCAGCCAGUUUCCUGUCGGAGUCACGGAGGACGCGCUGACAAAGGCAGCGACAGCGUGCCUUUGUUGCAGUUCGCAGUCCUGCAGCCUGCAACCAGCUCCUGCGGCUGCAGGUCUCCUGGGCAUGCGCAGAAGGAGGGGGUGGGGGAGGGGCGCCAGUCGUGGCUGCGCUCGCGGAGGGAGAAGAAGCUCGCGGGCGUUGGACGUGGCAGGGCAUUCUUGGGUUUGCAAGUCACUGCUUGUGGAAAGCACAUGUGUACUCCAUAAGGGUUAAGUCGGGAGGGCCUGGCGCCCCCAGAUGUGCGGUCCCUGCAGUCGGAGCGCAGCGCACGCCCUCCAGACCUGCGGGGGCGCCACGGCCCAGUGCUGAUGCCCACUCCCUGUCCACCCUAGGGGGACCUGCUCCCAGAGACUUGGGGACACGGGCAGCCACGACCUCAAAGUGCUCCCCGUGCACCCCGGCACUUUGUUAGAGCUUUUAGAGCUGCCCAGGAUGAGGGUAAGUUGCAGGGCCCGCGAGCUCGACUGUGUCCUGAGGUCCCCAGCUCCACCUCACGUCUCCUGUCCACUCCAGCCCUGUCCGGCAGGGCCGGGAGCCCCGCAGCGGUGAGCGCUGCAUUGCAGGAAUGGUGGCUUAGGAAGAGCAUCUUCGCCCCAAGGCCUCAGGGAGAUGGAGCGAACCUGACUUCUUCGUUGGGCAGUUUUACGUGGUUUGAAGAACAGAGGAGGUUUUAUUUAGUGAUUGUUUUUGAGCCUCUGGCUCUUUUUCCUCAGAAGUCAGUCUGGGAAACAGAGUCUUAAGAGAGCUGUGUGUUGAGUUCCCAAACCCAAGCCAGCCCUGUGACAGGGACAGGCCAGGACUCCCGCGGGCCAGUCACACGGGACUGCGCUAGGUGACCGUCGAUGUUUGCAGCAGAUGUAGCGAAAAAGCCGGUCUCUCUGGUCUUUCCCUUAACCCUGAUUUCCACCGAGUCAGCACCAGUAUCCCAAGUGACACCUUCGAGGGAGGAAGCUUCCAGGAGAGGCUCAGAGGCCACCCAGAAGUCACAGGUGUCUGAUGGUGCCCUCCAGAGGUCCAGUUCUCUUUCUUCCCUGGGCCCCCAUACUUUGGUGGUGGCAAGGAAGGGCAGGACUGAACCCAUGUGGAUGUUCCCUCACUGUGGAACCAGCCUGCAGACUCCACCGGCAUCUCCUGAGGCCGGGGCGCCCGGGGACGCACGCUGGGCACCUGACACCUCGGAGACACAGGAGCAGCGCCACGGAGCUGGCGGAGAGAGAGCAUUGACCCUUAGUGCACAGGCAGACUGGACGCCCAGGAGCACCGGGGCGCUCAGCCUUCUCAGGGUCACCUUAGUCAGGGGGAGCACGAGGAGAGCAAGGAGUCCUAUCUAGAAAAAAUGUAGAAACGGCAUUCAUUGACUCCCCCACCCGGAGAACCCAGUGAGCCCAUGACUCCAACAGCCCUUUAGUGUGAGGUCAGGGGCGCACUGACCACUGUCCAAACUCUCCCCUCCCCCUCCUCCCUUUUGGUUCACAAUUUCUCUAAGACACUGACCACGAGCCUCUCCAUCUGCUGGACAGUUUUGAGCCUGGCUUUGAGAGUGCACGUAUGCCCGGGUAUUGCUGUCUCACGAGGUGGACUGGGGCCGGGCAUCUGGGGGGCAUCUGAAAGUUGGCUGGGGUGGGGCGAGCUGAGCUCACUGCCCCACUUGGAGGAACACACCUGCUCCCAGUCUCCUCGGAGUGAAACCUUGUUGCGGUGGUCAUCUUAAAUUCCACCCUUUGCUGACCAACAUCUCCCCUGUUUGUUCUCUGCGGAGAAUCUAGGUUGUACUGACAAUAUUUUUCAAUGUAUUUUGAAUUUUGUACUCAUUGGAAAUUGAUGUUCAUGCCUAUAUUUUGCUCCAGAUUUUUGUUUUUAUGUUUUGUCUUGUUCUUGCAGGGGUGGGGCUGGGCAUGCACCACAAUGUCUUUGAGGGCAGCCUUGUAAACUUUUGCCAAAAUUUCAAAUUUUCCAUCCUAUUUAAAGCAAAUGCUUAUCAGACAUUUUUACCUCCAUCCUUUCUGAGUGUGUGAAGUGUGUAUGUGUGUUUAUGAGGUCAUCUUAAGUUUUCUGAAGAAACGUUUGGUUUUUCAAUGCGUUGGAAUUCCCUUUCCUCUCCCCCUCCUUUUUUAUUUUAAAAAUAUAUGAAGAGCUUAUAUAUAUUUUAUUUCUCCCCAUUUCUUUAACAGGAAACCUUUUGGCUUUAUAUACUUAAAAUAUUUUCAUUAUGUCUAUUUUUUUUUUUUGAGACAAGAGUCUCACUGUGCAGUUCAGGCUGACCUUGAACUCAGCAAUCCUGCCUCAGCCUCUCAAGUGCUGGCAUUACGGGCGUGUGGCAUCAUGCCAGGCUAUGUCCAUUUCUUCUUGGAAAGAAAAUGACUGACUGCUUUGGGAUGGAACUGAGAAACAUAGCACUGUGUGGGCCCCACUCCUGUGACCCUGGGGUGCAGUGCGGCACACCUGCCCCUGGGUCUCCCAGGUUCCUCCUGCACAGGACAGUCUGGGCAGCCCAUGCCCGGAGCUGGGUAGCGUCAGUGAAUACUGUGUUAGGGGGUGAGGUGGGCAUGGUGUUGGGAUACAGCUGGGGCUCUCUCAUUCCUGGGUCUGUCUGUGCAGCCCGCGGGCAGGCGUCCACUGGAGCGGCAUUUUUGAUUAGAGGACGCUGGGGCCUGGGAUGCUUCAAUGUAGCAAGAAUGUCCAGGUGAUCCAAAUUCUCGGUUCUGUGAUGACGCCCAUGUGCUCUUCCGUGUUCCUGAGCAAUUCCACUUUCAUUCUUUGCCAGCGUGGCCUGUUGCCCAAUAAAGCUUGUGUGUUUUCUGCCUGUGGGAAUCCCUGUAAUAUGUACGGGAACGUGAGUUCUGGGAAUGAAAUAAGGACUUUCUAUUAUAAUGCUGUUAUGUGCUUAUCUGGUGGUACAGAAAAUGUAAAGAACUUGUUUCUGGUUUAAAAAAUUAUAUUGAUUUCAGAAAAAAACCCCAA
This is a messenger RNA of Cavia porcellus (domestic guinea pig), 7148 nucleotides long. It is a transcript of the gene Atp9a, whose product is annotated as ATPase phospholipid transporting 9A (putative). The coding region runs from base 89 to 3232 and encodes 1047 amino acids. The record is from RefSeq and is a predicted model, not a curated record. The transcript is spliced from 28 exons. Gene Ontology annotation, molecular function: ATPase-coupled intramembrane lipid carrier activity; ATP binding; ATP hydrolysis activity. Gene Ontology annotation, cellular component: endosome; plasma membrane; trans-Golgi network. NCBI's taxonomy places the organism in Eukaryota, Metazoa, Chordata, Mammalia, Rodentia, Caviidae. Gene Ontology annotation, biological process: endocytosis; retrograde vesicle-mediated transport, Golgi to endoplasmic reticulum; phospholipid translocation.